Mesorhabditis spiculigera is the source of this 1572-nucleotide messenger RNA. The record is from the annotation of a GenBank genome assembly. NCBI's taxonomy places the organism in Eukaryota, Metazoa, Nematoda, Chromadorea, Rhabditida, Rhabditidae.
AUGGCGUCGGAGUCGCGAUUCUCAUCGCAGUUCAAGAACCAGGGUAAAGAUCAAGAAGCCCUGCGCAAAAGCCGAGCCGAUGAGGUCGUCACCAUCCGUAAGGACAAACGCGAGGAUCUUCUCAGCAAACGUCGCAACUUGGCUGAGGUUGAGGGCGAUUUCGGAGCUGGACCUUCGGCUACGACUCCUACGGGUCAUGCGCCGACUCAAAUGGACGUACAGAUGCUGAACGAGAUGUUCAUGGGCGUCGUCAAUGCUACGGAUCCGGAAACUGCCGAACAAGCAUCGACUACUUUGCAGGAGGCCGUGCAGCAGGUGCGCCGUAUGCUCUCUACCGAGCGCAACCCUCCCGUCGACCAACUGAUUGGCAGCGGCGUGCUUCCGAUCCUCGUUCGCUGCCUGGAGAAAUCUUUCUCCGUCGGUAUCCAGUUCGAGGCCGCCUGGGCCCUCACCAACAUCGCCUCGGGCACUUCUGAGCAGACGGCGGCCGUUGUUGAGGCCGGUGCUAUCCCGCUUUUCCUUGAACUGCUUUCCUCCGAAAGCGUGAACGUGUGCGAGCAAGCGGUUUGGGCUCUUGGAAAUAUCAUAGGAGAUGGUCCACACUACCGCGAUUUCUGCAUCCAGCAGGGCCUUGUCCAGCCUCUCCUGUCUUUCAUCCGCCAAGAAACUCCCAUCGGAUUUUUGCGCAACGUUACUUGGGUGCUCGUCAACUUGUGUCGCAGCAAGCCACCGCCCGCCCGCGAGCUGAUACAAGUGCUGCUUCCCGCGCUGGCUAUCCUCGUUCACCACACCGACACCCAUAUCCUGGUCGACACGAUCUGGGCCAUUUCGUAUCUGACGGACGGCGGCAACGAGCAGAUACAGAUGGUGAUAGACAGCAAGAUCGUCCCAGUUGUCAUCCCUCUCCUUUCCCACAACGAAGUUAAGGUGCAAACAGCUGCCCUUCGGGCUGUCGGCAACAUAGUCACCGGAACGGAUGACCAAACCCAGUUGGUCCUCGACCACGGCGUUCUCCAUCAUAUGGGAAAACUGCUCAAUCACGCCAAGGAAAAGAUCAAUAAAGAAGCUGCUUGGUUCCUCUCUAACAUCACUGCCGGAAACGUACAACAAGUGCAAAUGGUUUUCGACGCCGGCCUUGUACCGACGUUGAUCAAACUGCUUUCCGAUGGAGACUUCCAAACCCAAAAAGAAGCUGCCUGGGCCCUGUCGAAUGUUACGAUCUCCGGAAGUCCCGCUCAGGUGCACUCUAUGGUACAGAUGGGCGUCGUUCAGCCGAUGUGCAAGCUGCUCGACAUCAAGGAUCCUCAGAUCAUCAACGUGAUCCUCGAUGGUCUGCAGAAUAUUCUGAAGAUGGCCUCCGACGAUCAGGCCGCACUCACCCAUCUGACAAACAUUAUCGAGGAAUGUGGUGGAUUGGACAAGAUCGAGCAGCUCCAAAACCACGACAAUGAGGAGAUCUAUAAGAUUGCUUAUGAGAUUAUAGACCAUCACUUCAGUGUGGAGGACGAUGAAGAUCCGCAGCCUGGAACCGCCGGCGCACUGGAUGGAGCCCCGUCUUCCCAGUGGAGCUUC